AAAGACCUACCCAAACCUCGUUUGUAACUCGAAAUGUCAACCUUAGCAGAAAAUUUCUAGUAAUCAUACAGUAAAAUUUUUUUCAUUACGUCAUUGUCUUUAAACUAAUCCCAAGCAUAUUUACAAAUAGAAUUCUAUAUUUCUUCCUGCAUAAUGAAGUGGUUCGAAGGAAGUAUUAACGACGCUGUUACUACGUCGAAAUCAAAGAAAGCAAUUUUCGUUGUCUUCGUGGAAGGAAAAGAUGAUACUUCGAUUAAAUUUGCUCAGGCAAUCAAUGUUAGAGAAGUUUCUACACAAUUGGAAAAAGAGGAUUUUGUUGCUAUUAAAUUAGAAAGUGGUUCGGAAACUUAUAGAUUUUUUGCACAGAUUUAUCAUCUAGUUCCAGUACCAUCUUUAUUCUUUAUUGGUGAAAAUGGUAUACCACUUGAAAUAGUUGCAGGUAACGUAACUGCAACUGAGCUUACAUCGAAAAUUGAAUCUGUUUUGACGAAAGCAGGAAAAGAAGUUAAAAAUAGUUCACAGAAUUUAAUAGAAUCUGAACAAAAAUCUGCAACUUGUACUAAUCCAUCGGAUGCUUCUACCAGUGAUGCCAUUACUGUAAAUAUAUCUGAUGUUAAAGCUUCAACUGACGUACCAACGGAGAUUCUUGGAAAUACAGAGAAUGAUGAUAAAUUGGUAGAAAAUGAAUCUACAAAUUUAAAAGAUACAGAUAUACCAACUACUAGUAAUGAUAAUAAAGUAGACAAUAAUGAUUCUACAGAAUUAUCAAUGCAGGAAAAGUUAGAUAGAGCUAAACAAUUGAUAGAGGUACAGAAAAAACAGCGACAAAAGGAUGAAGAAAGGGACGAGAAGGAAAGAGAAUUAAGACGACGUAAAAUUGGCCAAGAUAUGUCAAAGAUGAGACAAAAGCAACAAGAUUUAGAAGUAAAGCAAGCUCAUGAAGAAAUGAUGAAGGAGAAAGCUGCUAGAGAGAAAGUGAAGCUACAAAUUGCUCAAGAUAAGCUUGAACGAAAACAAAAGGAAUUAGCUUUGCAGCAACAAGUGCAACAACAACAACAACAACAGCAACAACAACAACAACAACAACAACAACAACCUGCAGAACAAUCGAAAGUUCGACCCACUUCGUUUGCCGAUACUACCAUAACAAGAAUUCAAUUUAGAUUGCCAUCUGGUAAUCCACAUAUGGCUGAAUUUUCACCAACAAAUACUUUACGUACUUUACGUACUUACGUGACCGAAAAUAUUAAUUUACCAUUUCGCCAAUUUGUUAUGUCAACAUCAUUUCCUAGAAGAGAUCUGACAAAUGAAGAUGAUAAUAAAACCCUCUUGGAAUUGGAAUUGGUUCCUAGAGCAGUGAUUUUAAUUCUACCAUUGAAAAAUAAUAAUAUUACAACAUCGGUAACAUCAACUCAAGAUGUUAGCUUUCUCUCACGCUUCGUGUGGUCCUUUUUUGCUCCAGUAAUUGGUAUAUAUAAUUAUUUAAUGGGAUAUUUUACUGGCACCUUACAUGGAAAUUCUGAUCAAAAUAACGAAGACACCGGUAAUACGUCCGGUGCUACAAAUAGCGGAGAUGGACCUACAUUUUCAAAUUUGCAAAAUAUAGCUCUAUCAACGGGAAGAAAUAUCAGCAAUCCGGGUGGUACCACGAUUAGAGCACAAGGUAAUAUACAUAGACUACAUUCUGCUGGAGAUGAUAAUGAUGAAAAUAAUACUUGGAAUGGUAAUUCAACACAACAAAUGUGAAUGAAUUUAAAAUAAAGUUACAAUGCGCAGAUAUAGCCUGCCUUGUUAAACAAUUUUCAACUUCAUUUUUAAUAAAUACCUAUGUUAUAAAGGUCGCGGUUAAGUACUACAUAUAUAUAUAUAUAUAUAUAUAUAUAUAUAUAUAUAUAUAUAUAUAUAUAUAUAUUUUCUUUUUUGCAAGAAAUAUAUUAUCACACAAAAGCGUCACAAAUUCGAAUCGAAAUAAAGUUUACAUAUGAAACGUGUUUAAUGCCUCAAUUAUAAUAUUAUAGUAUGCGCAAGUCACAUGUAUUAAAUAUAAACUUAUAUUAUCUCUCUCUCUCUUUCUCUCUGACUCUCUUCUCUCUCUCUCUUCUCUCUCUCUCUCUCUCUCUCUCUGUCUCUCUCUCUCUCUCUCUCUCUCUCUCUCUCUCUCUCUCUCUCUCUCUCUCUCUCUCUCUCUCUCUCUCUCUCUAAUGUUAUAUUAAACAAACAUUUCGGCCUAAUUAUAUAUGAAAGUAGAUGUUGAAUUUGAAAAAUAAUAUAAAGUAUGUAUGUAUGAAAGAUAUACGGACCAACUAGCGAAACAGAUUCGCAGGUGCCGUCGAGAUGAUUAGAACGAAUUAAUUAAAAAAAAAUAUAUAUAUAUAUAUAUAUAUUACAAUUGUAUAUAUAGUUCAAAUAUAUUCAAUUUCUAUAACUGGUGCUAACAAGUUUUAAUGAUUGGUAUUUUCUUCUUACUUUUUUUUUUUCUUCUUUUUUUUUUCUUGUUCAUUUUACUUAAUCGACAUGUUUCGUCGGCGCCUGUGAAAUUAUUAUACUUAGUAAUAUAAACCAUAAACACACAUAUAUAUAUAUACACAUACACAUACACACAUAUAGAUAUAUAUAUAUAUGUUAAAAAUUAAAAGAAAAAUUAAUCUGUAAAAAUAUUUGAAUAUACUUAUAUAAUUCUUCAAUUUUCAUUUUAUAAUAAUUAUAAUGAUAAAUUUAUUCUAGUACACAUAAAAAAAAAAAACAAAAGAAAACACAAAAAUUACGAUCUGUUCCAGGAAAGAGUAUAUUAUAAUAAUCCUUCUCAUUGAAUUAUUUUAGAUUAAUACACAUGUAUAAAUAUAUAUUAAAAUAUUUAAAGAAAAGAAAUGAUAAAUGAUCCAUUUUUAUCUGCAAUUUAUCACCGAAUAUAUCUGCGUAAUAUCUUAUUAUCUUUCUCUCUCUCUCUUUCUCUCUGUUUCUCACAAUCUAUUUAUCUCGCUAUAAUCUCUCUUUUUAAUUUUAUUUUAAUGUAUUACUUUUUCUCGUAAAUGUAUUAUCCAAUAAACGAAUUUUAUCUUA
Molecule: messenger RNA, 3060 nt
Organism: Vespa velutina
Lineage: Eukaryota; Metazoa; Arthropoda; Insecta; Hymenoptera; Vespidae
Product: UBX domain-containing protein 4-like
Exons: 7
Coding region: 154-1746 (530 amino acids)
Molecular function (GO): protein binding
Source: RefSeq, a predicted model, not a curated record